Messenger RNA from Paramecium sonneborni, 561 nucleotides. NCBI's taxonomy places the organism in Eukaryota, Ciliophora, Oligohymenophorea, Peniculida, Parameciidae. The record is from the annotation of a GenBank genome assembly.
AUGAAAACAGAAAUUGCAAAAACAUUUAAUUUAGUAGAAUUAUUAUUAAAAUUUGAAGGGGUUAUUAGCUUAAUGAUUCAGUUAGUUCUUACUUAAAAAAAAAUAUCAUCAUGGAUAAAUUAAUAUUUUUUAUGCAAACGGAAAUAAACAAUCAAUUUAAUUAAAAGGAAUUAUAUUGAGACUUUUUGCACACUUAAAUACUUCUUUUAGAAGGAGCUGAAGUGUUGGAUUUUGGAGAAGUAUAGGAAGAAAAAACUAUUGUAAUAUAUAUAUCAAAUUAACAUUGAUAACUGCUUAUCAAAAUUAAAGUUGAAGAAUUAUAUAAUUUAAUGGUUUAAUUUUUAAAUAAUUUAUUAAUAAUAAAAUGGAUUCGAAAAAACAGAAUUUCCAAUCAACAUUUCGAGAGAUAACUAACCUUUCAACAGAUGGAAUGAUUCAAUUUAUGAAUAGUUGUAUCUGAAAUAAUGGGAACUCAGAAAAAGAGGUUUUUUAUACUAUAAUUUAAGGAAUUUUUUUUAGUAUUAAGUUAAUGAUCACUUUUAUUUAAAUGGAUUCAAUUGA